GCGCGGCGCGGCAGGGGCAGCCUUCCACCACGGAGAUCCCAGCUGUCAGCUGCCUCAGGGGAAGAUGCGGUAUCAGCGGGAUAGCCCUGGCGUAGGUGUGCGUGUGGCCACGGCCCUGGGAGUGCUGUGGCUCUGCCUCACAGGCGCCCUGGAGGUUCUGGUCCCUGAAGACCCGGUGGUGGCCCUGGUGGGCACGGACGCCACUCUGCGCUGCUCCUUCGCGCCCGGGCCCGACUUCAGCCUGGCGCAGCUCAAUCUCAUCUGGCAGCUGACAGACACCAAACAGCUGGUGCACAGCUUCGCCGAGGGCCGCGACCAGGGCAGCGCCUACGCCAACCGCACCGCGCUCUUCCCGGACUUGCUGGCGCAGGGCAACGCGCGCAGCGUGCUGAGGGUGGUGCUGAGCGCCAACGGCACCUACAGCUGCCUGGUGCGCAACCCCGUGCUGCAGCAGGACGCCCACGGCUCCGUCACCAUCACAGGGCAGCCCAUGACCUUCCCCCCUGAGGCCCUGUGGGUGACCGUGGGGCUCUCCAUCUGCCUCGUCGCGCUGCUGGUGGCCCUGGCCUUUGUGUGCUGGAGGAAGGUCAAACAGAGCUGUGAGGAGAACGCAGGGGCUGAGAACCAGGAUGGGGAUGGAGAAGGAUCCAAGACUGCCCUGCGGCCUCUGAAACACUCUGAAAGCAAAGAAGGUAAAGACACGUGGUACUUGAGCCUGGGUCUGUGUGCUGUGCAUCUGUGUAUAGGAGGCUGGGAGGGUUCGCAGCUUCUGGAUACCUCACCCUACCCCAUCCCUAAUCCUUACCCAUGGGGUGGGGGCAGAAACUGGAGAGAGGACUGUAGCCUCUUGCCACAACUGGGGACUCUGAUGGUUUCCAGUGUCUUGCUGGGUGUGAGCCUGGAACAGCUGGCAGGUGGGCAGGUGGCCAUGGGCCCCCAGACCUGGGAUAGCAGCAGCCUAGGGGACUCCUGA
Trichechus manatus latirostris (Florida manatee) is the source of this 973-nucleotide messenger RNA. RefSeq names its product CD276 molecule (gene CD276). The record is from RefSeq and is a predicted model, not a curated record. Gene Ontology annotation, molecular function: signaling receptor binding. Lineage: Eukaryota; Metazoa; Chordata; Mammalia; Sirenia; Trichechidae. Gene Ontology annotation, cellular component: external side of plasma membrane. The coding region runs from base 65 to 973 and encodes 302 amino acids. Gene Ontology annotation, biological process: T cell receptor signaling pathway; regulation of cytokine production. The transcript is spliced from 8 exons.